CCAGUCUACAUUCCAGUCCAGGAGAUGGGAAACAAAGCAACAGAUAAGGCAAAUCCAGAAGAAUCUCCAACAAAUGAAACCAUUUACUGCAGAGCCUUGGCUGAGACUCUACACGAAAUUACCCUGCCUGUGACGGUGGGAUUUUUUGCCCCGUGGGGGCGAAACAAGAAAAUGCUUAUAAACAACAUAGAAAAUCACAUGAGCGAGAAAAGCAACCAAAGCAACAAUGGAACCGAAGAUGCAAGACCCGUGUUCAUCUUCUUGUUCAUCCUCCACAUAAUUUUUGCAUGCCCUGGUUUGACCCCGGGAAAGCCUAAAAGCAUCCGAUAUAUUUUCAUCAACUUUGAUGCCUGGGAAUAUGUAGGAUGCGAUUGUACCUGGGCCGGCCUCGUUACAACACUGCUUGAUGAGACUGAAGGGAAGAACAAAAUCUCAUUCAGCGCUUUUAGGGUUUUUGGUGCGGAAUUCCCUAAAGAGACUGGGAAGAAAAAGAAAUGGGUUUUGAAAGGAUGGACUAAAGUCUUCUUGUCUUGUCUUGCAUGUCUGCUUCUUGGCUUAUCUCUAAUUAUUGUGCUGAUGAGGGAAAAAAUGGGAGGCCAUUUAUGGGAAAACAUGGCAUACACAGUAACAUCACUGUUUGGCCUCUUUUCUUUGCCUUUUAUAUGCUGCAUGAAAAACCUUUUAUUCACACUGAAAAAGGAGCUUGAGAAAGAAAUGAACAGAAAGAAUCUCAGUGACCAGCUGGGCUUCAUGCACCUUGUGAAGCAAGAGGUGAAAACAAUAACUGAUUUCCUCCGUUUCAUGGCUUUCGAGGAGAAUCAGGAGAUCCGGGUGGUCCUGAAGAUCAUCAAUUUGGACCUAUGCACUCCAGACAAAGUGGUGGCAGUUCUGGAUGCCAUGAAGAUCCUUCUUUCGGACAAAGAUGCUCCGUUUAUCACCAUCUUGGCUGCUGAUCCAAAAAUCCUCGUGGACAGUAUCCAGCGGUCAAGUAACACCUGGAGCAACGGCUACUUAUACUUAGAUCAAAUUGUGUCCCUGCCCUUCUCCUUGCCCCCGAUGAGUUUUAAGGCCAAGAAGCAGCUGCUCAAAGAGACUGUGAAAAAGGAAGUGAAGCCUCUUCCUGAUAAAGGAACACAGUAUGGCAAGAUAGACUCACUGAGCAGAGAGAGCAUUCUUUGUGACUUUAAAAAAAUAUUCGAAGAGGAAUUUGACGACUACAUUCCUGGGAAUUCUGUCCAAAUGAUCCGGGUUGUCAACUCAGUGCUGACUAUCCUGUAUAUGCUCAAGCUGGGAUUUAUACCCAAACUAGGGGGGUUGACUGUGGAAGAGGACAGUAAGGUGAUCCGAGAGGUGACAGAUUGGGUUAUUCUUGCCCACUUUUGGCCUUGCCGAUUGAGCUGGAUUUUCCAGUGUGAGGAAGACAAGCGGCAGCAGGAAGAGCUCAAGAAGCUCAAGAAGCUGGAGGAGGGCAACAGCGAAAGCAGAGAAGGAAACCAACAGUGCGAAGUGCCAGCAAGAGAUGAGAAAACGUUACUGGACUUUUACGAGGACAAUGCUUUGGAGUUAGACAAGAUUAAGAAUAACAUCAGAGAACUCCUGGAGCUGGAUGGAGAUCCUGACCUUUUCAGAGUCUUCUUGAAUAAGAGCCAUUUUACUGUGGAGCAGGCCAAAUAUUUUUCUGACCUUCUCAUAAAUUUGGACUUCUCUUUGAAAAGGCGGUUUGAGUUGCUGCGGGGCCUAAAUCGUAUGACCGAUGAGUCAUCGUCUGCUGAGAAGAACAGUGGAGGAUAAUUCAAGAGGUCCCAGCAGUUCGAAAAUAGAUAUGGUUGAGGAUUUUAGUCAGGCUUUGCCAAGCUGGGCCCCUCCAGAUGUUUUGGGCUACAACUCCCAUCAUCCCCAGCCAGUAUGGUAAUCCAAAACAUCUGGAGGGCACCAGCUCGAUGAAGGUUGUUCUA
This is a messenger RNA of Rhineura floridana, 1955 nucleotides long. RefSeq names its product NTPase KAP family P-loop domain-containing protein 1-like. The transcript has 3 exons. The record is from RefSeq and is a predicted model, not a curated record. NCBI's taxonomy places the organism in Eukaryota, Metazoa, Chordata, Lepidosauria, Squamata, Rhineuridae. Bases 25 to 1791 code for a protein of 588 amino acids.